AUGUAUUCUUGCGAUAUAUUACCAUUACCAGGAUAAUAAUAACUACGUUAUGGAAAGAAUCUUAAUCUACAUCAUUUAGAUCAUUAUUCAAAGUAAGAAUGAAAAAUUAGUUAUUGUAGUUAAGAUUAACAAAGCUCAAGCAGAAUAAGGAAACCAACCAGCAACUUCAAGUUAUUAAGUGUAUGUAAUUUUAUAUUUAUUACAGUUACACAAUUUAAAGAAAGAUGAAGGUAAAAACUUUUAUCAUCAUACCUCCAUCUAUAAUAUUAAGGAAUAUUUUAAUCUUACUAAAUCUCCUAUAUUUUUGUAAGUUAUUCUAAAUCUAUUGUUUUUUUAUUUAGUUUAAGUAACAAUUCCAAUAAAUUAAAUGAAAUGUAGACAAAAGUACUUUUGACUGAUUUCUAAAGAAAAGUUGCUGCAUAUUUAAAGAAGAUUCCAAAACCUAAGAAUAAUUAAAAAUACUAUUCUGAUAUUAAACCCCCUGGAUAUUAAAAAGAGUAUGAAACUUAAUAAUCCAUUUUACAUACCCAAUAAGAAGAAAUGCUUAAUCGAUCAUUAUGUUUAAAUAAGUACAAUUAUAAACCAGAAUGUAUUUAUCUUAUUGAAUUAUUUUUAAGUUUCAGAUAUAGGUAUUGAAGUCAUUUUGAUGGAUAGUACUAAAUCUUUAUCGAAAUAAGUUAUUCCUAAUGAUAGAAUAUAGAAUCGAUUACUAAAAUUUAUGGAGAAAUACUUAAAUGAUGAACAUAUCGAUUAUGACUUAAAGUAAUUUUGCUCUUUUCAUUUAUAUUA
Messenger RNA from Paramecium sonneborni, 789 nucleotides. The record is from the annotation of a GenBank genome assembly. Lineage: Eukaryota; Ciliophora; Oligohymenophorea; Peniculida; Parameciidae.